UUUGUUUACCUUCGUCGUGCGUGUUCGAAACAUCGACUCGAAUCAACAUCGCGGAAUUUCGAUAAAAAUCGGUUGAAAACCUAUCGUCGGUUCAAGGCACGAUGGCCAACAAGCCUCGCAAAGGACAGCAGCAGCAUGGUGGUAAGAAAGGCCGCGGCGGCAAACCGCCGCUAUCCGCGGCCAUGAAAAAGCAGCGCCGCCGGGAGCAGGCCCAAAAGGCACCGGUUUCGCGCUUCCGGAAGAACCUGCGCCACAUGGAGCGCAGCAAGGAAGCGAUGGAGGCUCUGAAGCGCCAGCAGGACGCCGAACGGAAGUACAAACAACGGAUGAAUUCGGCGGUGGAAGCGCAACGGGACUGGGCCGGGGAGAGUGAGGAGGAAGAGGCCGAGGAGCGGGAGGAUGACUUCGAGACGUUGGUGAAGACGUUGAACAGCGGUCGGAAGGGGGCAGGGAAGCGGGAGGAGGCGAUCGAGAGUGAGGAAAGUGAGAGCGAUGGGGAGGCGGAGGAGGAGGGUGAGGAUAGUGAUGUAGAGGAAGAGGAAGUUGAGGAACCAAGUAAGGAAGGAGACGAUGAGAUGGAGGUUGGUUCUGAAGAUGAUUCUGGUGAGGAUUCGGAGGAGGAAGUUGAUGGUGUGGAUUCAGAGGAAGGAUCGGAAGACGAGGAAGGCAUCGAGGGGGAUCCGUACAUGGCUCACAUUAGCCACAACAUCAGUCCACAGCUGUUGGAGUCGAUAUCGGCAAGUCCGGCUGUGGUCCAGAAGAGCACAAUUAAGUUUAAGAAGCUGGGGCAGUUGAUGAUCGAAAUUCCUAAGGAUCGUAGCAAGGAAAGUAAGAAAUCUGCACUAUUGGAGGACGAGGAAACAUAUGCCCCCGAAGGAACGAUUCCGAAGGCUUUGAACCUGGCUGAGUUGGAUCCUAAGAAGCUUUUCCUCAAGGAAAGGAUCCAACGUCAUCUAGAGGAACCGAUCUUCACCGAACUGCAGGCCGAAUGUUUUUCAAUCUUGAACAACUACCAGGACUUGUACUAUCCUUUGAGGUCUUUGGACAAUGGGGAAUCCUUGCGAUCCGUCUACUGCCUGCACGCGUUGAAUCACAUUAUAAAGUCCACAUCGAAGAUCCUUCAUCACAAUUUGAAGUUGGCCGAAGCGGCCAACAGUAAGAAGCAGAAGAAAAAGAUCAAGAACGCGAUCAGCUCCGCUCAAGAAUACCGCGAUCAAGGCCUGGUUCGCCCGAAAGUGCUCAUUGUGGCGCCCUUCCGGAGUUCAGCAUUGAAGAUCGUUGAAACUCUGAAGAAGCAAUUCGCCGGAGACGAAGCCAAGGCCGUUACGAACUACAGUCGUUUCCAGGCCGAGUACGGAGGGCAAACGCUCUACUUUCCGAAGCACAACCCAAAGCCGGAGGACUACGAACGGGUAUUCUCCGGCAAUACGGACGAUAACUUCCGGAUCGGCAUCUCGUUCAGCAAGAGUUCCAUGAAGCUGUACACCAAGUACUACAACUCGGACCUGAUUCUGGCGUCCCCGUUGGGUCUUCGAAUGACCAUUGGUGCUGAAGGCGAAGCCGAGCGGGACUACGAUUUCCUGUCGUCUAUCGAGCUGCUCAUCCUGGACCAGGCGGAGAUCUGCAUGGCCCAGAAUUGGGAUCACGUGGUCCACCUGAUGGACCACCUUCAUCUCCAACCUCAGAGUACAGAACACACGGACUUUUCACGGGUUCGCUACUGGUGCCUUAACGGGUGGUCUCGCUUCUACCGCCAAACGCUGCUUCUAUCUUCGCACGAUCUUCCGGAGUUCCGUUCCAUCUUCAACAGCAAGUGUGCCAACUAUCGGGGGAAAAUCCGCGCCGCCAAUCCAGUCAAAGCGGGUUCCAUUCGACACGUUGUCGUCCAGGUCCCUCAGACCUUCCACCGCAUCGAGGUGACCUCCCUGGACCAGUCCUUCGAUUCCAAGUUCCAGCACUUCACAACGGUGCUUCUUCCCCAGCUGCGAUCCAUCACCAUGGCUCGUUGCCUCAUCUACGUGCCGUCCUACUUCGAUUACGUUCGUCUACGAAACUACUUCAAAAAGGAGGAGCUCAGCUUCGUUCAGAUCUGCGAGUACUCCAAGGACGCCAAAAUCGCCCGAGCCAGGGACAUGUUCUUCCACGGCAGCAGCCACUUCCUUCUCUACUCCGAGCGAUCGCAUUUCUUCCGCCGCCCACGCAUCAAGGGCAUCCGCCAUCUGGUGUUCUACCAGCUUCCGGCCUAUCCGCAGUUCUACGCCGAAAUGAUCAACCUGAUGGCCAACGAGUAUCAGAACCGGAAGGACGGGAUCGAUGCCAGCGCCAUGACCGUCACCGUGCUCUACACCAGGUACGAUUUGUUGCGAUUGUCUGCCGUGGUCGGGUCCGAACAGGCGGCCAAGAUCGCCGCCAGCCCGAAGGCGGCGCACACGUUUACCACCCACAAGUAGAAUAAACGAUUUCAUUGUUUAGGUAA
Molecule: messenger RNA, 2476 nt
Organism: Aedes albopictus (Asian tiger mosquito)
Lineage: Eukaryota; Metazoa; Arthropoda; Insecta; Diptera; Culicidae
Product: U3 small nucleolar RNA-associated protein 25 homolog
Exons: 1
Coding region: 102-2450 (782 amino acids)
Biological process (GO): maturation of SSU-rRNA from tricistronic rRNA transcript (SSU-rRNA, 5.8S rRNA, LSU-rRNA)
Cellular component (GO): nucleolus; small-subunit processome
Molecular function (GO): U3 snoRNA binding; rRNA binding
Source: RefSeq, a predicted model, not a curated record